AUGCGAUUGACCGUUGAACUGAUCCAAAAUUCCCUGUCCUACAUUAACCCGCUCAAAGACCGCGAGCUAGAUCUUCGAGGGCACAAGAUACCCGCUAUUGAGAACUUGGGUAUUGCCAAGGACCAAGAUGCAAUCGACCUAACAGACAACGAUAUCACCUCCCUCGGAAACUUUCCCUUCUUUCCUCGCCUCCGCACCCUCCUCCUCGCGCGUAACCGAGUCAAGCAGAUCCAGCCGACGAUAUCGACCUCGGUGCCGAAUCUGAGCGCGCUGGUGUUGACGGCGAAUAACAUGAACGAGUUGGCGGAUUUGGACCCGCUUAGAAAUCUGGCCCAGUUGACGCAUUUGGUGUUGCUGGAGAAUCCUGUUACCAGGAAGGAGCACUAUCGCUACUACGUCAUCUGGCGCAUCCCCAGCGUCCGCUUCCUCGACUACCAGAAAGUGAAGGACGCGGAGCGCGAAAAAGCCACCGAGUUGUUCGGCACAGCUGAGGAGCCGUCUGCGCUGGCGUCUAAGAUCAUGGGAAUCAAGUCUCGCACGUUUGAUGUGCCCUCGGGCGCAGGGGGUGCGGAUCGUGGUGCGCCCGCGGAUAAGGCGGUGCGGGUGAAGUUGACGGAGAAGGAGAGGAAGAGGGUGGAGAAGAUGAUUCGCGAGGCGAAGAGUUUGCAGGAGAUUUCGCGGUUGGAGAAGGAGUUGAAUGAGGGGAGGAUACCUGGAGGUGCAUUGGAUUAUGCUGAUAGUGAUGAGGAGAUGCAGACAUAG
This is a messenger RNA of Aspergillus niger, 762 nucleotides long. RefSeq lists its product as uncharacterized. The coding region runs from base 1 to 762 and encodes 253 amino acids. The record is from RefSeq and is a predicted model, not a curated record. Gene Ontology annotation, molecular function: U2 snRNA binding. The transcript has 4 exons. NCBI's taxonomy places the organism in Eukaryota, Fungi, Ascomycota, Eurotiomycetes, Eurotiales, Aspergillaceae. Gene Ontology annotation, cellular component: U2 snRNP. Gene Ontology annotation, biological process: mRNA splicing, via spliceosome.